AUAGCCAAAGGCGGCUUAUAUACAAAAAAACAACAUACAAAAAGGUUUAAUGGCGACAACAUUGAUGCGGCAGCGAUGGUGAUGUCUUUAUUUAAAGAUCAACAGAUGCACCAAUGCUCAAUCCAGUUCAAGCCGACCAAUCACUCAAAAUUCUGAAAAAUGGGGAUGAUUGUGCCGAGAAUCAAGCUGGGGUCUCAGGGCCUUGAGGUGUCCAAACAAGGCCUCGGCUGCAUGGGCAUGUCAGCUUUUCACGGGCCUCCGAAGCCCGAGUCCGACAUGAUCAAACUCAUCCACCACGCCAUCAACUCUGGCGUCACCUUUCUCGACACCUCUGACGCCUACGGCCCUCACACCAACGAAGUCCUGAUCGGAAAGGCUUUGAAAGGGGGAAUGAGGGAAAAAGUGCAACUUGCUUCCAAGUUUGCUGUAUUCCAUCAGGAUGGCAAAUGGGAAACUCGUGGCGACCCUGCCUAUGUCAGGCUGGCAUGCGAGUCCAGCUUGAAACGUCUUGAUGUCGACUGCAUUGAUCUGUAUUAUGUUCAUCGGAUUGACACAAGCGUGCCCAUUGAAAUCACGAUGGGGGAACUUAAGAAACUGGUUGAAGAAGGAAAAGUAAAAUACAUUGGCCUCUCAGAGGCCUCUCCUUCAACUAUUAGAAGAGCUCAUGCUGUUCAUCCAAUAACUGCUGUUCAAAUCGAAUGGUCGUUGUGGUCGAGAGAUGCUGAAGAAGAGCUGAUUCCUACUUGCAGAGAGCUCGGUAUUGGAAUUGUCCCGUAUAGCCCACUUGGAAGUGGCUUCCUUUCAGUCGGACCCAAGAUGUUCGAGACUGCUUCACAGGGCGACAUUCGUAAGGCCUUUUAUCCGAGGUUUCAUGACGAAAAUCUUGAGAGCAACAAGCUGAUAUACGAGAAGAUAUGUGUAAUGGCAGCAAGUAAAGGGUGCAGCCCGUCUCAACUGGCGUUAGCAUGGGUUCAUCACCGAGGAGACGAUGUGUCUCCUAUACCGGGCACCACCAAGAUCGACAACCUCAAGGACAAUGUCGGAGCGCUCUCUGUGAAACUGACUCGGGAGGAUAUGGCUCAGCUCUCUACUUUGGCUGACAACGUGAAGGGAGAAAGGUACGCUUCCAUGGCCAGAACAUGGAAAAACGCAGACACACCCCCGUUGGAAUCGUGGAAAGGCGAGGCCUGAUAAGCUCUGUUCUUUCCAUGUUUGGACUGCAAAAUCUACUUACAUCCUUAGAUCAGUUACUCUACUCCUUUGUUGCUGAAUGUGUGUUUGAUAAGUAUCCGCUUCCAAACAUAGUACUGAUCUUAUGUUUUCUUGCAUAGGCUUGUAAUAAUACUACUCUCUCCAUUUGCAAUUAAAUGUCUCAUUUU
Messenger RNA from Salvia hispanica, 1379 nucleotides. RefSeq names its product putative aldo-keto reductase 4. Gene Ontology annotation, cellular component: cytoplasm. Lineage: Eukaryota; Viridiplantae; Streptophyta; Magnoliopsida; Lamiales; Lamiaceae. The record is from RefSeq and is a predicted model, not a curated record.